AUGGACUCGCAAUUGCCGCAGGACACGCUCGACAGUUUGCUGCUGCCCGCCACUCCGGAGCUGUCGCAUUCAGCAAUCCCACCCAACACGGCUGCAGCACUCUCCAACCUGCAGGCAGGUCGCGCAGACAACCCGACUCCGCCGCCUUCGACACAGAUCCCGACAUCGUCGAAUCGCACCAAAACCCCCACACCGCCCGUGUCGCACAUCUCUACCCCGCCUCCAACCAUUGAAAAUGCCGUGCAGGGAACACGAUUCACGGAAAGCACAUCUGGCACCAUGAGCCUAGCAGACGUGGAGUCGGCAUCGAACGAGCAGCUGAAGACGAAAGUCAUGGAGCUGCAGGCUGCGGUGCAGGAGGCCAAGAUGUCGGCCGCCCACCACAAGUUGCAGUAUCAGAUGCUGUCGCAGGAAAGUGCCGCCGCUCUUGAGUGCAUGAAGAUGGAAGCGAGCAUGAGUGAGCAGGAGAACCGGAUCAUCCACAAAGCCGAGCAUGCCAGAGCUGCGACGACGCCGGUGCAGACGUUGCAGGAAGGAACCAUCCCGGUGCAUAAAGAGCUAUAUCAGAGAAUGUGUCGCCACAUACAGCUGCUGAGGGAGAGCAACAACUCUUUGACUGCGCAGUUUGAGCAGCAGCAGCAGUAUGUGGAGAGACAGGACGACGAGAUUGCCAGUCUGACGGACAAGGUCGACCUCAUGCGCCAACGCAUCCACGCCCACCGCGAGCAAGCGCAGAAGUACAGACAGCCACAUACCUCACGUCACAUGGAAGGGACACCUCGCUCCGUUUAUAGCACACCGCAGCAUAUCCGAAGUCACGCCGCAACUCAGCGCCAACCACAACCAUUCGCCGCUUUACUUCAGGCUUCAGAAAUGGCCAGCCAAGAGUCGGCACGCACCGCAGCAGGAAGAGGAUCCUCGAGCAAGAAGGGACACACCAGGAACGCCAACAGUAUGUCUAGUCUGCCGUCCACGCCACACCGGUCGCAGAGGGUGCAACAGCCAUUCUAUCAUACUCCAUCUGGGCGUCAUCAGCCACUAAAGGUACCCUCGACUGCAACGAUGCCACGAACUAGUGCUCUGAGGACGCCAGAUGUCUACAGCCAGCAGUCGCUACCUGUACCUCAGCAGCAAGGUCCUCCAUCGGACGGCACUGUCAGUGCUUCGGACAACGAUUAUGACAGUGAAGCCGAGACCGAUAUCAUUGAACAGGACGAUGAGGUUCCGGAAUCGGAAGCAUCUCGUUCGGCAUCGCAAAUGCUACGGACUAGCCAGGAAGAGCAACAAGCGAAGCGGGAAAGCUUCAAGGGAAGUGGGAUGUUGCCACCAAAGACUGACAGUAUGAGGCAGACCAAGUUGUUUGGUCAGGUACGUAAGGCGGGCGUGGACCGAAGUGAUGGUCCGCCAGCCAAAAGAGCGAGGACAAGUGAGGGUGUUGGGCUUGGCAUUGCCGGUGCUGGUGUGAGGGAUUAG
Fulvia fulva is the source of this 1473-nucleotide messenger RNA. RefSeq lists its product as uncharacterized. The coding region runs from base 1 to 1473 and encodes 490 amino acids. The record is from RefSeq and is a predicted model, not a curated record. The transcript has a single exon. Lineage: Eukaryota; Fungi; Ascomycota; Dothideomycetes; Mycosphaerellales; Mycosphaerellaceae.